UCUGCCUGCUCGAGAGAAAAUGUGUUUGUGGGAGAUUCCAAAUUGAUGAAUUGCCAUGCCCACAUGCUUGGGCUGUAUUGAAGAGCAAGUUUUUAAUGCCUGAAGAAUAUUGCUCUAGCUAUUACAAGCCAAGUACAAUUGUAAUGACAUGCGAUGUGCCAGUGUACCCGCUACCGAACAAAAAUAAUUGGAAUAUACCAGAGCAUGUUGCAGAGGAGGUUGUACUACCACCCAAAUGGAAAAGACCUCCUGGAAGGCCAAAGAAGAAGCGCGACAAGAAUUUAAGUGAAUUGUUGUUGCCGAAAAAUCAACAUUCAUGUAGCAUAUGUGGGUAG
Nicotiana tabacum (common tobacco) is the source of this 335-nucleotide messenger RNA. NCBI's taxonomy places the organism in Eukaryota, Viridiplantae, Streptophyta, Magnoliopsida, Solanales, Solanaceae. The record is from RefSeq and is a predicted model, not a curated record.